This is a messenger RNA of Dendronephthya gigantea, 699 nucleotides long. RefSeq lists its product as uncharacterized. NCBI's taxonomy places the organism in Eukaryota, Metazoa, Cnidaria, Anthozoa, Malacalcyonacea, Nephtheidae. The coding region runs from base 1 to 618 and encodes 205 amino acids. The transcript has 4 exons. The record is from RefSeq and is a predicted model, not a curated record.
AUGAAGGACAAAUGGAUUGGAUUGCUUCAUCACAUCUGCAAUGAGCAUGAGUGGUUGGAAGGUCAAUGUGACCAUGAAGAUGAUGAGCAUGAUGAGCACCUUGCUUGGUUUGAUCCCAGAGAUAAAGAUUAUCAAGAGCUGCAAAAAAUAAUCCUAAAUCCAGAGCUACUUGCAAGUUUUAAAUUCUAUACCCGUUUUAGACAUACAGGUGGCAUAGAAUGUGCCAACAGCCUUGGACUUGUUUAUACCCCAAAGAGGACCCCGUUCAGAUACAGUGCAUACAAGGCUAGAAGACAGCUCACAGCCAUUGAUUGGAACUUCCAUCAAAACCUCCAGCAGGCCAAGACAGAGCAUGGUGAUGAAAUUGUCACUAGGAAAUACAAUCCACGAACCCGAAAUUGGGACCUCAAGAUGGUGAAGGUGCAGAAGGGGUACAAUUACAUCCCAGUACUCAUAGCUAAAAUUUUAAAACGAAGAACAGAUGACCACAAUAUAGUUGGUGUUACAAGAGCAGUGGAUAUGAAUGAAAGUGACCCUGCCCUAAUUUCUCCUACCAUUGCCCACUUACCCCCACCACCUACAAAGGAAAUUGUUGCAAGAAGCAGAUUUGACAAAUAGGCGUUAACUGUAAACCAGCCCUAAUGUCUUUAUUGUAAAUACUAUGUACAUAUCCACCAGCCUUUCGCAUGAUGACAAAUA